Messenger RNA from Dentiscutata heterogama, 351 nucleotides. Lineage: Eukaryota; Fungi; Glomeromycota; Glomeromycetes; Diversisporales; Gigasporaceae. The record is from the annotation of a GenBank genome assembly.
GUUGGUUCACAAGAUUUACCCUUACAAGAAAUUCAAAAUAUUCAAUCACAUCAUCAACUAUCUCGUGAAUAUGCUAACAAGUCACUCAUCAUUUAUCGAAACAAAAUGAAGGAUCAGAUAAUGAAAAAAAACAAUAAACACCCACUUGAAUAUUCAAUCAAUGACUACGUAUGUCUUGAAAUUCCAAGAAUAGACCAUAACAGUGUUAAUCGAUCUAUCUUGCCUUGCAAAGUAAUUGAGAAAUUGUCUGAUAAAACAUAUCAUUUACAAUGCAAAAGUGGCAUUCUUGAUAUUGUCUAUGGUGUAAAUGAAAUUAUGCCACUGGGGCCAACAGAGUACGAAGAGCUUGAA